Magallana angulata is the source of this 6475-nucleotide messenger RNA. RefSeq names its product disintegrin and metalloproteinase domain-containing protein unc-71-like. Gene Ontology annotation, biological process: membrane protein ectodomain proteolysis. The transcript has 25 exons. Lineage: Eukaryota; Metazoa; Mollusca; Bivalvia; Ostreida; Ostreidae. Bases 95 to 4282 code for a protein of 1395 amino acids. The record is from RefSeq and is a predicted model, not a curated record. Gene Ontology annotation, molecular function: metalloendopeptidase activity.
CGCAGAUGUUUAAAGCAUUUUAACAGGAGAUGUAAAGCGAAAGAUGUAAAUACAAGAUUUUAUGAUGUAGUGGAGCUAACACCAAAUAUACGAGAUGGGGACUAUCAAUGUCCUUUGUGUUCUCCAUGUGAUAUUGUGUAUUAUCGGUGUGGAUUAUGUCGCUAAAGCAGAGAAGAUCGGAUAUGACUAUGUUCAGCUCCUUAAACAAAUUCCUGCCAACAUUCCACUCCCGUAUGAAAUCAUUUUUCCAAAGCGUGUCGUAGCCAAAGGAAUGGCAACUGGGAUAUCAACUCGGGAAUCUAAAAUUGGACACCAUGGAACAUAUGAACAUCUGGAUCAAGUGACGUUUCAGCUGGUGGUGGAUGAACAGACCCACAAAAUCAAACUACAGAGAAACAGUGCCUUGUUGUCUAAUGGAAUCAGUGUUAAACAUUUCUUGACCAAAAAUCAACAAAUCAUCUCCAAGACUGUGGAACACUGCUACUAUCAGGGGGAAGUGAAGCGUGACGGAUGGUCAAGCGUAGCCGUCAGCACCUGUAACGGAAUAAGGGGAAUCAUCAACUUGAACAAUGUGACAUACAUCAUUCACCCAUUGCUGGGAGACCUCGGGACCCGACAUCCUCAUUUGGUAUUCAAGGCAACGAAAGAGGUUUUGCAGAAUUGUGGAAAUGAUUUUGGACAGUGGAAACCGUUUGAGCAACUUCACCCCGCAGAAUUCAGACAGAGGGUCAGCUACAUCAGGGCAGUGCAGGCAGAACAACCAGAACAGGAAAAGAAAGUGAGGACGGUCAAGUUGGGACUUAUUCUGGACAGUGUGUCUAUCUCCAAACUAAACCUUUCCCUCCCAGGGACCAUGGAGUAUGCCUUACAGACAGUCAACAUGAUAGAUUUGUAUUACAGAGAUCUAGGGAUCCAGAUGUCCCUGGUUUAUCUGGAACUCUGGAACCGUGGCAACCUGAUGCCUGUCUCCUCCAAUCUCCGAGAAACGUUGAAACAGCUACUCCAAUAUAAGGCUGCUACACUGACAGAUAAACCCCACACCCUGCUUCAUGUUGUCAAAGGAGAACCUCUACAGAGCGGCUCCCUGGGGAUGUCUAUCCCUGACUCGGUGUGCACGGAGCGCGCGGUGGGGGUCAGUCAGAUCCCCUCCUACACAGAGCCCCAGAAACUAGCGACCGUGCUGUCACACAUGGUCGGACACAACCUGGGCCUGAAGCAUGAUGAAGAUGUCGGUGGGCGGUUCGUUUAUCAUCAAGGAGGCUGUUCAUGUGAGGAUGAGUUUGGAUGUAUCAUGUCUACUCAGGUUCUGACAAGAAAUGGAUUACAGUCCCGUAAAUUCUCCUCCUGUAGCCAUGAGGAUCUAGAAGUUGCUCUGAGUGUAGAUGUUGCGUCUUGUCUGGAUGAAGAGGCAGAAAAAGAGGAAACUUUCAGUCAGAACUGUGGGAACUUGAUUGUGGAGCGGGGAGAGGAAUGUGAUUGUGGGUCUCUAGAGCAAUGUGAGAUGUCUGACCCGUGUUGUGACCCCAGCACCUGUCUGCUCAAGUCCUGGGCUCAGUGUAAAAGUGGUUCAUGCUGUCACAACUGUACAUUUUUACCCAAUCACUAUGUGUGUCGGGAACAAUCCACGGAUUGUGAUGUUCCAGAAAUGUGUCCAGGAAAUAGUGGCGAGUGUCCAGCUAAUAACUAUGCCGCUGAUGGCUACCCCUGUGCCAACAACACUGGCUACUGCAUCAGUGGAAUCUGCCCUACCCUCAAGGAGCAGUGCCAGUACAUCUGGGGGGAGGAGUCCAAGGGCGCAGACAUUCAGUGCUUUGAGAAGUUUAACCCCACAGGAAACUUUAAUGGACACUGUGGAAGAGAUGAGAAGACUGGGUGGUUUUCAAAAUGUCAGCCAGAGAACAUUCAGUGUGGACUUCUCCAUUGUGAGGGCGGCAAUAAGCUGCCUUUAUUGAACUUUGACAAGAGUUUCUCCAAAACCACCGUCUUCAGUAAUGGCAAGGAGUAUGACUGCAAAGCAAUCUAUGGACCAGCGGUAAUGUCCCUGCCUCACUUUGGACUUGUACAAGAGGGCACAAAAUGUGGCGUAGGAAAAAUUUGUCGUAAUAAGCAGUGUGUUGCCAUGACUACCAGUCCAAACUUGUUUUGUCCAGGAUCUAAAGGAAAUGCUGCAUGUUCUGGAAAUGGGGUUUGCACUAAGGCUGGCACCUGCUUCUGUCGCCCAGGAAGAACCGGUACCGACUGCUCUAAACCAGCUCCCAUUACCAUGACGACAGGGGUGUGGUCACUGUCCAGCACUCCCAGGACCACUGUCAAACCCAGCCCCACCCUCUCCACCACUACAGAGAGACCGCCGGUCGUGGUUCCCCUAGAGACGGCAGUGACCCCUGACAACCCAGUGCCUGCUGUAUAUGUUGCGGAGGAGGGAGGACUGAGCACGCAGUGGCUAAUGGUGAUACUGGGGGCCGUGGUCCUCAGCCUCGUCUUCUUUCUGGUGUUCACCUUUCUGUGUUACAGAAGGAAGACCCCAGUCAAACUGAGUGGCUCAAAAAGAGGAUUCCUGGGCUUUAACAAGAAAUCAAAGGGAGACAACUCAGAGAGCAAUAAAAACCUGAAGUUUGGAUCCAUGCCCUCCUAUAAGUCGGACGGAUUGUUUGGUAGGAGGAAGAAGAGGUCGCUGGCCAGUGAGGAGGAGAGUGACCUAGAUCUACCUCCUCCACCAAUCAUCGUGUGUGACCCAGACAGUGCCCGACCGGAGAGGGGAAUCCUUAAAAACCUGCAGGUUAAAAUCAGCUCAGACGAGCGACGCUCAAGUAGUUCACAGACAGAGCGCUCAGAGUCUACGUGUGACCAUGAUGACGAGCGUGAGCCUUACGAGGACGAGGACGACGCUGAGGCCACAGAGGUCAGGGACAUACUCAGUCGCCAUGGUAACGACCUGUUUGACCCCGAGAAGUCAAUGGAAAUGUUGGAUCAGUUGGCGGAGGAGACCUCCAGCUUUGAUUUUGUUCUCCCAAACCCUGGACUGGGUGGGAGCAGACCGGAAUCUCCACGAAAACAUCACAUGUAUGACUUCCCGUGCACAGCAGCCAAACGCCCCACACUGUGGAAGAACAGCCCCAAACUGUCACCGCCCAAGUCAAAGAUCGUACGCAUGAACUUCAAUGAACUGAUGCAAGAGAUAGACAGACACCGCACGGUGGAGUUGUCUCCCUCCCCCGACGAGUUCACUGCCCAGGUGUCCCCCACCACAUCGGAGGAGAUCAGGAGUUCUUCCACAGAUGACCCUGCCUACACCGCUGGACCGAGCCCCCAGUCACUGACCAGUAGCAGUACCCGGGGGGACACCUACUUCCCGCUCAGUCACUGGGCCAAGCUAAGCUCCACCCCCCUCUAUGACAUCGACUCCUCCAUGCCUAACUUCCCCCCUCCCAUGUCACCUCUUCACUUACGCAGCAUCAACUUCUCCAACAUGGGAGGAGGAGUACUGGGUCGCGAGUUUAAUGACACACCCAUAGGUAGUCAGAUGGACGGGUGCUCAAUAAACGGCACCACAAACUCGCGGUGCGGGUAUGAGAAGAGUUCUGGGUACGGCAGCGAGCACGACCCUGGGGACAGGUUCAGUCUGGACUCGGGCCCGGGGUCUCGGGCUGGGUCUGCCUCUCCCCCCGCCUACAGUGCAGUGCUUCGUAGCGGACCUCACCAGAUCAAGCUACUUCCUGUGCGUAGACUUCAGGAGAGUGGAUUGGACGACCACCAGAGUCUACAGCGACUUCUCCGUGAACUCCCUAGGAUCGACGCAGGUGCCUACGAACGGAGCCCCUUAAUCAGCAACAACAAGCACGGGCCAGAGGAAGAGGCGGGCAAAUGUCAGUCUUAUGUGAAGGAGGACUCCAGUGUUACGAAGGAGGACAGCCCUCUCCUCACAAACUCUGACACAUCUUAUGUAGGUCACAGUGGCAUCAAUAACUCAGAGGAGAGGUUCCCUCUGAUUGGCUACUCAAAAGAUAUGGCCGAAAAAUUAGGUCAAUUUAUUCAAAGAGAGGCCUCGGAUAAUUCUCACAUGUUUGACAAUCAGAAGGACUCUGCUUUCCAGAAAAUGAGUAAAAGCAGUGAAUGUCAAGGUCAUACGAAUGACCUUGACAUGGACAGUGGUCCGUGUAUUGACUGCAGUCUGGAGUCGAUUCCCCACACGCUGAAACAGUGCAAGAAGCAGGGGCGGAGGAAGGCGGAGCAGACACGCAAUAUUGUAGACAGUCCAAACUCUGUCGCUAUGACAACAUGAAUACCAACUGUGUGCCGUUGAAACAUUCGAUUUCAAGAAGUUUAAUUUCCUGGAGGAAGUAUCUUACUGUAUUAGAGCAUGUUAGAUCUCAUUGUUUUAUUUAUUCUAGAUUUGAUCAUAUUUUUUGUUGUUGACAUUUUAUUAACCUACACCUGUAGUGAAUCAGCUGGUUUGUGUGUUUUUUUGUGAAUUUUGUAGGCGUUUAUUUUUUAAGUUUAAUUUACUGGUUGUGAGACCAAAUUUUUAAGUAUUAUUUUUGACACCAUUGCAAGCUUUUAUUUUAUACAUUUCAUUUUGAAAAAAAAAUGUAUUUUAUCAUUUUAUUUCAUUGUUUAUAUCUUUACGUAGGACAGAUGGGAGAUAAUGUGCAAUAUGUAUGUCUUUAAUCAAAUCUAAAUAUACAAAACAGAAUUUACUAUUGGAAUAUAUUUUUAUUUUAAACAGGAGGAUUUGUGAUUUAUUUAAUUUGCAUACUAUUUACCAAUCAUAUAGCUUCUAAAAUAAUAAUUAUUACCAUACAUUCUAUUGCUAUGUUUUAAUUAUGCAAUUUCUACAAUCAAUUUUUGGUAUGUUAUAUUUGGAGGCAUUUUUUUCUUGUCUUUUAUGAAGAACUAUUGUACAGUAGUUGUCAUAUUUUCAUUCAGCCUUUGUUUUCUCUCCUCUGUUCGUUUGAAAUGUCCCGAUGUAAGGCUAAGUUCCGUUAAGCUAUUUAAUGUGUGUGUACAUGUAUAAUGUCAUCAUUUGUAUAUCUCCACAGUCUCCAUUACAUGAAUCAUUUCAUCUAUAGCUAUACUAUGUGUAAUUGUUAAUCAUUUUGUCUAUAGCUAUACAUAUACUAUGUGUAAAUGUAAGGCCUUUAUGUUGUAUAUACUGUAUUUAUGCAAUGUAUAUAGUGAAAAUGGUUCUAGCAAAGUGAACUUCAAUUUAAUAGCCGACAUUGAACGUUUACAGUGAAAAUUUCUAAGCUGACUCUUAGUUAUCCUAUAUCCAGAUAAGGCAAUCUCGGUAUUUGUACCAACUGGAUUUUUCUGGGGUGCUAUUUUUGGCUUAAUUUUUCAGUUUAGUAUCAUACAUGAAAUUCAUUUGCACAAGUCUAGAGUAGAUUUAGCUGGGUCCGAUUUGUGAAGUUUUUAUCAGUUUACAUUGCUUGGUGUGUGUGUUUUUAUGUACUUGUACCAGAACAAUGUCAUUCAUGAAGAAGAUGGUAUUCCUCCAACAUUUAAUGGCUUCUGUGUAUUUCUUUACAUUUUGUAGGUCGGAGUUUGAGCAAUUCCUGACCCUGAUAUGAUAAGGUUGUUUUUAUACGUUAUUCUUAUAACACUUCCAUUGUGUGUUUUCUUGUUCUUUUGCCUACACACGAUUUGGUGCUUGUUGCUUUCUGAUUUUGUUACCAUGUAAAUGCAGAUUUUUAGUCACAAAAUAUGUGAUGUAAAUUUAAUCUCAGAGAUGCCAUGUUUUUUUUAAUCUCACAAAUAAUUGAUGUAGUUUUUUUAGUCUCAGAGUUGAGAUGUAAUUUUUGUCUCAGAGAUGCCAUGUUAUCUUAGAACCGUAUUCAAGAUGUUUACAAUCAUUUUGUCAGAAAUCUGAAGAGUUCAGACUUGCCCUGUGUGUUGUGAAAAGAGACAAUAUCCACACUGUAUUCUGACUAUGUAGUCUUGUGUUGAAACCAUUGCUAUGUGUGUCUAAUAUGUGUGAUGCUAUCAAGUACAAUUUCUUGUAAGUAUAAUAAGAUGGAGUCUUAUUCUAACAACAAUACUUCAAGUAUAUAGAAGGUUAUUGGUAUUUUUGCCGGAGUUAUUUUCAACAAAUUACACCUGUCAAAGAUUUGUCAAGUUUUAAAUAUCAAGUAAUUGUUCAUAGACUUGUAUUGUCAUUUAAAUUAGCCCAUCUUAAAUUAGCUUUUUGACUUGGAAGCAACAUUAACUUUGAAAGGGGUGGGGAUUCCCCUGCUUACAAUAACUGGUUAUGUACACAGCUUUCAUUGCAGGAGUUUGUGAAAAGUUCUGAUAGCUUUGUAUUCUGUGAGGAUGAACUCGAAACAGUGUCUUUGUAAUCAUUGCUGUAAAAAGCUUUGUAUUCAGUAGUCAGAUCUUGACCACUUUUAAUAAAGUUGGCUGUCUCAUGUAAACCAUGACAUUUUGAUAUGUACUUGUAUGAUAACUGAUGUUUACAGUAAAUCUGUUAUAGUCUUUA